Pygocentrus nattereri (red-bellied piranha) is the source of this 4850-nucleotide messenger RNA. It is a transcript of the gene ddhd1b, whose product is annotated as DDHD domain containing 1b. Gene Ontology annotation, molecular function: metal ion binding; glycerophospholipase activity. The record is from RefSeq and is a predicted model, not a curated record. The transcript has 14 exons. Gene Ontology annotation, cellular component: cytoplasm. Bases 38 to 2530 code for a protein of 830 amino acids. NCBI's taxonomy places the organism in Eukaryota, Metazoa, Chordata, Actinopteri, Characiformes, Serrasalmidae.
GCUCUGCUACUCCAUCACAUCUCACUCACCGGCGGAGAUGAGCGGGUUUAAGGAGCCGUGUGUGCAGGAGGAGGAGGCUGAUGGAGGCAGGGCUGGGUGGGGGGACCAUGUGGGGCUUCAGGACGGACUGCUGCUGGGCCUCAUGGGGGAUUCAUACCAGCACUACCAGAGCUCCAAUCCAGACUACCAGACAGAUAAUCCAGACUACCAGACGUCUAAUCCAGACUACCAGGAUGCUGACCCAGGUUACCAAGGCUCAGAGCCGGGCUCAGAUUACCUGGACCUGGUGGAGUAUGGCACCCGACGCAGCCGGGCGGGAAGCUCCAGGCACCGCGGCGGGGAGGUGGUGACGGAGCUGGGGCCGGAGGAGGUGCGCUGGUUCUAUAAGGAGGACAAACGCACCUGGAAACCCUUCGUAGGUCACGACUCUCUGAAGAUAGAGGUGGCGUACAGGAAACUCUGCGAGCUCAAUCCGAGUAAAGCCGCAGAGCAAGAGGAGUGGGAAGAGCUGGGGGGUGAGUGUGAUGGGGCAGAGGGGCGGAAGGGGCAGACAGAGGCUUUGGUCAGCAAAGACAUGGUGGAGGAGAUCGACGUGGACUCGAUAAGCAUCAGCGUGGAGGCGGUGUGCGUCCGAGGUGGACUAUACGAGGUGGACGUGAAGGAAAAGGAGUGUUACCCGGUCUACUGGAACCAGCAGGAGCGAAUCCCGGUGAUGCGUGGUCAGUGGUUCACUGACGGAACGUGGCUGCCACUGGAGGAGGAGGACAGCGACCUGAUUGAACUGGAACACCUGGCCUGCUUCCGAGGCCACCAGAUGAAGGACACGUUUGAAACGGAAGCAGUGACCACGGCAGUGGACAGCAAGGAUGCCAUCCACAGUCUGAAGUUGAGCCGCAGUCAUGUGGACUGGCACAGUGUGGACGAGGUUUACUUAUACAGCGACGCCACCACCUCCAAAAUCGCCCGCACAGUCACUCAGAAACUUGGCUUCUCCAAAGCCUCCAGCAGUGGGACCCGCCUCCACCGAGGAUAUGUAGAGGAGGCAGCCCCUGAGGACACGCCCCCUGCAGCCACGCACAUCGUGUUUGUGGUGCACGGGAUUGGUCAGAAGAUGGAUCAGGGGCGGAUCAUCAGGAACACCAGCAUGAUGCGUGAUGCUGCGAGGAAGAUGGAGGAGAAGCAUUUCUCCGACAGAACUACAGAGCAUGUGGAGUUCCUCCCUGUUGAGUGGAGAUCUAAACUGUCCCUGGACGGAGACACCGUCGACUCCAUCACACCAGAUAAAGUGCGCGGCCUGAGGGAUAUGCUGAACAGCAGUGCCAUGGACAUCAUGUACUACACCAGCCCUCUGUACAGAGACGAGAUCACUCGAGGUCUGACCAAAGAGCUGAAUCGGCUCUACAUGCUGUUCUGCUCGCGGAACCCUGAGUUUGAGGAGAAAGGGAAAGUAUCCAUCGUGGCCCACUCUCUCGGCUGUGUCAUCACAUUCGACAUCAUGACCGGGUGGGACCCUGUCCGCUUUCAUCACCUGCAAGCCCCCGACAGCGUGGAAACAGAGCUGCGGCGCAGAGGCUGUGAAGAACAGCAGCUGCUGGAGGAGCUUUAUCACACACGCAUGAGAUUGCAGGACUUGGAGGAUCAAUUUCAAGGCCUGAAGACCUCAUCGUCAAGAGCCUCUCCCCCCUUAAAGUUCAAGGUAGAAAACUUCUUCUGCAUGGGUUCUCCUCUGGCUGUGUUCUUGGCUUUGCGAGGUGUCCGGCCGAGUACCAACGGAACACAGGAACACAUCCUGCCCCGGUCCAUCUGCCAGCGGCUCUUCAACAUCUUCCACCCCACUGACCCUGUGGCCUACAGACUGGAGCCUCUGGUCCUAAAACACUACAGUAACAUCGCACCAGUCCAGAUACACUGGUACAACACCAGCAGUCCCACUUCCUACAAUCAUGUCCGGCCCACUCUGCUGAACCCGCUGAAGGAGAGCGCCUCAGUGUCGGAUAGCGAGAGUCUCCCAAGUCCUUGCACGUCCCCCCCACAGAACCGCAGACACUACGGAGAGUCCAUCACCAGCUUGGGAAAGGCCAGCAUCAUGGGAGCGGCGAGUAUCGGUAAAGGCAUCGGUGGAAUUCUCUUUUCCCGGUUCUCCCGUUCCAGCGGGCAGGUGGGCGGAGCAGAGGAAGAGCCGUCAGACUCUGAGGGCGGGGUGGGUGAAGUGGAGGGCGGGGCCACAGUGGAGGAGGGUGGAGCUGCAGAGGCGGAGGAAAAGAUGGAGGAAAAGGAAGAGGAGAAGAGAGAAGGAGACGCCACCAGUAUGUCUCAAUCCACCUCCGCUAUCAUGGACAACUCCACCUUGGAGCUGGACAGACGGAUUGACUUUGAGCUGAGGGAGGGGCUGGUGGAGAGCCGCUAUUGGUCGGCGGUGACCUCUCACACCGCCUACUGGUGUUCGUACGACAUUGCUCUGUUUCUGCUUACCUUUAUGUACGGACCCAACAGCACCAGCGAGAGUGCAGAGGACCACCCGGAAUCGUAGCGCACGGCACACGCAGGCACGUUUACUGCUCAGCACAGGUUUGGGGACACCUCGCUUAUCUGAGCGUUGACCCUGUUGACCUGUCAGCGUUCUCCAGUGUGUCUGUUAGAACAGUUGCCGUUCUCCAAUGCCGGUUCUGUUAGCUCCCAGAACUAGCAGGCAGUGUCCUCUUCCCUAUACCGUUAUCGUUUCCAUGGCGACGUCUGUUACCUGACAGAAUUAGCAGUUAGCGUUUUCCUGUGCAUGCGCGUGUUAGCUAACAGAAUUAGCCGUUAACAUUCUCCAGUGGACGUUUCUGCUAGAAGCAGCGGUUUAGGGUUCUCCAAGCCAGGCGUCUGUUCCGGAACAAAAUUAGCAAACAACAAAAGUGCGUUUCUGUAGCUAAUGGAAUUAGCAAUUAGCACUCUUCUUAAAACAGUCUGGCAGUUUUAUAAAUUCUAUUUAAUUUAUUAAAUUAUUGCAGCCCCAAAAAUCUGGAUAGAAAACCAGUUUGGAAAGCUAGGUGUCCCCAAGCUGUGGACAGGGAGCUAAUGCACAUUCACCUGCACGGAUGCACACACACACACACACGUACACACACACGUACACACACACACACACACACGCACACACAUACACGCAUACAUACACGUACACACACGUACACGCAUACGUACACACUCACGUACACAUACAUACACGCAUAUAUACAUGUAAACACACACAUACACGUACAGAAAUAUGUACACACACACAUAAACGUACACACACAUGUACGUAUACAGACAAAUGCCAUACACUUACAGUGGCCAUGGAAGCUGCGUAGGUUAAUAGACCCAGUUCACUGUGCAGAGACACACCGUCCACUUCCCCAUCUUUGCCUUGUUCGUUGGUGAACACUCGGAAUUGCCUCCGUCUUGUUGAAUCUCUGGUCAGUUCUGACUGUUUUUCAUAAAGCACUGGAUGAAUCGCAGCCUCUCUUAGUCAUGCCUUCUUUACUGCUACUGUUUCCCUCAGCAUUAGAGUUCAGAGAGUCUGCCAAAACAGGAAUUUAGCGUUUACACAGUGGAAAUAAUGAAAUGAGCCAAUAUUUCUACAUUUUUACUGCAUUUCUAAAAAAAGCUUCUACAGCUGUAUAGCAGCGUUGCCCUCUCCAUGUUUACGUCACUCACUAAAUUAUGGCUGAAGUGUAUCCGCGGUCGGCGUUUACCUUUUGGAAUGCAAAAUUCUGAAUGAAAUUGCCAAAUAUUGAUCUUUUGAGCUUGUGUAUUAACCAAAGCCUGGAAUUUCCAAAGCACGGAAGCACAAAUCCCCUGGACUGCAGUACUCAUAACUACACAAACAGCAAAUUGCAAGGUGACUGAUAUGCUGAUACGUUAUCAUUACUGCGAUAAAUCUGAGGAUAUUGUAGAGGUGGGCAAUAUGUCAACAAUACAAUAUCAUGACACAAAAAAUGCCAGUAAUGCUACAUUUAUUAAAAAAAACACUAUCAAAAACUGUUAACACAAUUAUUUUUAUUCAAUUUGGCACUAAAUCCAAUGAAUUGGGAUUAAUUUUGGUGUCUUUGUAAUGAAACAUGCGGUUGGUCAGUGUGUACGAGUACUUUAUACACACAUUAUGCUCAGAAAAACAUAUUGUAUUGUACUGUGACAUAGACGUAUCAUGAUAAUGAUGUAUGUUGUCAUAUUGCCCUGUCAUAUAUUGUGGGUAUGGUCGGUACUUUUAGAACACGGGUUCUCUACCGAAAAUCCUCAGAUGCUCCAUAUUUCUGCUGUAUCCCUGCUCCAAACACACCUGAAGCCAUUACCAGGUGUUUAACAGGGAUUAUUAUUAAUUCAUAAUAUUAGUGAGCCUGUAAACAUCAAAAGCAGUAACUAUAGUAACUACAGUCCACUCAUGUUAUUUAUUUAUUUUUACCUCUUUUAAUUUGCGCUGAUGCCAAAUUAAUAAAAAUAAGCGUACUCAGUUUUGAGGUUUUGCCUCCGCACAUUCAGGCUAACAUUCCUGGGUCUGUUGACAUGCAGGAGCCUUUUGGAUCCGUUUUCGGAUUGAUUUACAGCAAUACAUCAUAUCAGUUUAUAUAACGUCGUACUGCAUUUGUUCAGAUGAUCCAACACGGAGAUGCUUUUGGGAAUCUUAGGCACCUAAAUUAAUUUUAUGACUCAAACAUGAAAAAUAAAUAUUACGAAGGUUUAAUUGUGUAGAUCAGAGAAAUGGACUGAGCACUAUUGUAAUAGAAGUGGACCCAUUGGAAAUUUCGGAGUUUAGAAUUUGUAUGUUGAGUUAUGGAACGCAUUCUGCCCUGACAAUAUUAAAAUAAACAUAGAAAAUUGUUAUUUAU